Penicillium mononematosum is the source of this 1191-nucleotide messenger RNA. RefSeq names its product trans-sulfuration enzyme family protein. The transcript has 3 exons. Gene Ontology annotation, molecular function: pyridoxal phosphate binding; cystathionine gamma-lyase activity. Gene Ontology annotation, cellular component: cytoplasm. NCBI's taxonomy places the organism in Eukaryota, Fungi, Ascomycota, Eurotiomycetes, Eurotiales, Aspergillaceae. Gene Ontology annotation, biological process: transsulfuration. Bases 1 to 1191 code for a protein of 396 amino acids. The record is from RefSeq and is a predicted model, not a curated record.
AUGGGAGGGUUUGGUACCCGUGCUAUUCGAUCAGGCCUGCCGCGUGACGCCGGAACAGGUGCUCUGGUCGAACCUAUAUUCCUUGCCACUACCUUUGCUCAGCAUCAAGUGGGAACUCCCACAGGCUCUUAUAUCUACAGCCGUUCUGCGAACCCGAACCGGGAAAGCUUCGAGAAAGCUAUCGCUGAAUUGGAGUCGGCUGAGUAUGCUCUAGCAUUCUCUUCCGGGAUGGCUGCAACGGCUGCAGUCUUUCAGGGGCUUGCGACUAACUCGCAUGUUGUCGCCAUGGGAAGUCUGUACGGUGGAACCCACAGGUACUUGAUGCAUCUUGCCCCGGCAUUCGGAAUAAGGGUAUCAUUCGUGAAUGAUAUCCACACAGAGCUGGGCCCGCUCAUGAGUGAAUCCAAGGACAAGGUGACUGUCGUGUGGAUCGAGUCGCCGAGUAACCCGACUCUGUCACUUGUCGAUAUCAGGGCUGUGGCAGACACAGCCCAUGCCGGAGGAGCUCGUAUUGUGGUGGACAACACCUUCUUGUCGCCUUAUUUCCAGAACCCUUUGAACCAUGGGGCGGAUCUUGUGCUGCAUUCAGUUACCAAGUACAUCAACGGGCACAGUGACGUCUUGAUGGGUGUGAUUGCCUCUAACUGCCUUGAAAUAAAGAAAAAUCUAUCUUUCAUUCAGAACGCCGCUGGAAGCGUUCCUGGUCCAUUUGACUGUUGGCUUGCGCAUCGUGGACUGAAAACUCUCCACCUCCGUGCUCCUGCCGCAUCUCGCAGUGCCCUGGCCAUAGCAGAAGUGUUAGCCGCGUCGCCCCUUGUUCUGAGCGUCAACUAUCCUGGACUUGAUGAUCAUCCCGACCGAGCUAUUGCACUUAAGCAGCAUCGGGAUGGUCUUGGCGGGGGAAUGGUUUCAUUCCGAAUCCGAGGUGGACGUGACGCUGCCACUAAGUUCUGCGAGGGCUCAACGCUCUUCACAUUAGCGGAAAGCUUGGGAGGUUUGGAGAGUCUUUGUGAAAUCCCAGCUACAAUGACACAUGCUGCAAUGCCACAGCAUGUGCGGGAGAAGGGUGGGAUUUACGACGAUUUGAUUAGGCUAAGUGUUGGUGUGGAAGAUACGGAUGACUUGGUGCAGGAUAUUCUAAAAACCUUGGAAGUUGCUGCUCAGAACAGUAUGUCUGGGGUGCCGGAGUGA